AUGAGCUGCGACGACGACGACGACGACGAGAAUGAGAAAAGUAGAAGUUUUGAGGAAAAAGCAACAAAAGAGAAGCCAACGAACAUCGGAGCUACGCAAAAACUCGACGUCAAGAUCACGAAUGCGGUUAACGUUUCUCUAGCGAGAGAAACGUUUGGCGGGCUCUAUGUUCUCUCCAACCUCGAGCAGACCUUGCCUGACACGGUUGAGAUCAUAUUCGCCUCCAAAGGCGAAGGGAGGGUAAGGCGUUUCACUGCGACCGAGAUGCUCAGAGAAUCACUGGCCGAGGUAGUGGUUGGGUUCUAUCCAUUCGCAGGCAGACUUGUCAUGGGGAGUAACGGGAAGAUGGCGGUGAGAUGCACGGGAGAAGGUGUCCCGUUCGUCGAAGCAUCGAUGUCGGAGGACGACAUCCAAAUGCUGGGCGACAUCAGCGCCAUCGAUCCGCCAAUGCUGCGAAAACUCUUAAAGCACAACGAUGGAGCCCAAACCAUAUUGGAAAAACCUUUGCUAACCGUGCGGGUGACAACAUUCAAGUGCGGGGGGAUCAUCCUCGGCAUUCUCAUGAAUCAAGUCGUCGUCGAUGGUAAAAACCUCACGGACUUCUUAACUUGCUGGACCGACCUUGCUCAAGCCAAGCCAUUAUCGAUUCUUCCCUUUCUCGAUCGAUCGGUAUUGUGCCCGAGGCGACCUCCGCAUGUCGAUCUCCCCCACCACGAGUAUGUUCUGAGAGAUCUUUGGUCCGAAAGCAUAGUCGACCCCCAAAGCAAGCCCCUUGUCUACAGAUCAUUCUGCUUCGAAUCCCUCACUCUCGUUCAACUGAAGAAAGUAUCAACAAUCACAAUCCACAACGGCUCCUCCAAAGUCCUUACGAGCUUCGAAGUCAUGUCGGUACUCAUGUGGAUUUUGAGAACCAAAGCUCUCGAAAUUGAUCCUCAUGAGACAGCAAAGCUUCUCAUUGCAGUUAACGGUCGGCCAAUUUUGGCAGGAAAUCGCUAA
This is a messenger RNA of Syzygium oleosum, 996 nucleotides long. RefSeq names its product omega-hydroxypalmitate O-feruloyl transferase-like. Bases 1 to 996 code for a protein of 331 amino acids. The transcript has 4 exons. The record is from RefSeq and is a predicted model, not a curated record. NCBI's taxonomy places the organism in Eukaryota, Viridiplantae, Streptophyta, Magnoliopsida, Myrtales, Myrtaceae. Gene Ontology annotation, molecular function: acyltransferase activity, transferring groups other than amino-acyl groups.